Penicillium canariense is the source of this 780-nucleotide messenger RNA. RefSeq names its product protein hmgX (gene hmgX). Bases 1 to 780 code for a protein of 259 amino acids. Gene Ontology annotation, biological process: cilium assembly. The transcript has a single exon. Lineage: Eukaryota; Fungi; Ascomycota; Eurotiomycetes; Eurotiales; Aspergillaceae. The record is from RefSeq and is a predicted model, not a curated record.
AUGACAACCAUCGCGCAAGCACGUCCUUCGUUGACGACAAACGAUGCCGCUGUCCUUCAAGCACUAUUUGAUGCUGAAUCCUCACCUUCAUCCGGCAUCACCGUUGACUCAUCGCUUCCCUCCUGGCCGGCAACCGUAAAUAUCUCCGAAGCCGACCUCAGCACUCUGAGGAGCCAGGAGACGGAAAUCAUUCACAGGCUUCAAGCGAGCGAGUCCCCAAGUCAAGAGACAAUACAGGAGGCCCUCGAAGCACUGAACUCUCUUUUGGAGCGAUACCCAACCUACCCCUCCGCAUACGCCAACCGCGCUCAGACAUUACGCCUCCUUGUCGACCCUAAAUACAACGAGAAUCCCCAUGAAAAUACCGAAUCCAUUGCAGAUGAUUCGCUUUUUACUCCACAGGCAGCGCAUCUAUCAUCCAAGAUCUUUGCGGACCUAGGCGAAGCCAUCACGCUUGCCACACCAGCCUCGCCCGCAGACCCAGUCUCCACGGUGCAGGCACGAUUAUUAGCCGAUACGCACACACACCGAGGCUACCUACUGUUGAAAGCAGCUCGAGUCAAGAAGACUCGCUCUGACCAGGAAACAGAACCAGUUGGACCGGAGCGUCUGCGUGGGCUUAGCGCUGAUCAGCUGGAGGAGAUGGCGAGUCGAGAUUUCUUCUUUGGUGGUCGGUAUGGAAACAAAGUUGCACAGCAGCUCGCUGUGCAGACAAAUCCGUACGCGAAGAUGUGCGGGGCGAUUGUGAAGGAGGCGAUGAGGAAGGAAAUGGAGGGUUGA